AUGAAGCUAGAAGUGGACGAUGCGCUUCAAAAGGGUGUAACCCUCUUGGGUCAUGACAAGCCCGACCUCCUCAGAAACAUGCCUAUGGAAAUCAUGUUUAUGAUCCUCUCUCAUUUGAAUAUUUCAUCGUUGGUUUCUUUUGGUGAAACUUCACGUGCGAAUUAUAUAUACCAUACGCUAUGUCUGAAGCGUCUUCAUAUCGCCGUUUUCCAAAAGCGGCUCCAUACAACUAUUGCAUUCAUCGAGGCUACCUCAAGCACGACCGAACACUCUGGACGAUGGGGUAUAGAUUCUGAACACCAAGUGUCUAUCGUUCUGCCCCGAAGCAAUAGGGGGAAAGAGGUCGUUGGGCAUAGGUCGCCAUUGAGGGGCUCGCGAUGGUCUGCGGAGACAAGAAGGCGAAACUGGGAGCGAGAUGAGGAAAAUCCACCAUCUCUGAAUCAUACAAUCCUGUCACAGAAUGAGGUCUUCGCAAAUCUUCUGAGUCGAUAUGGUAGAAGUCUUCAUGAUCUUGAGUUUAUGGCAUAUGAUUUGGAUGCUAGGGGUGCUGUUGCACUCGCAACUCAUUGCAAGUGGAAACUUCGCCAUCUGGCUCUGAGAUUUGAACAUCCGUACAUUCGGGACGCCAUUUUGUCUCGAGGAUAUUGGAUGAAACCUGCCCCAAGCAGCACGGCUUGGAAUGCGUUAAUCGGCAGUGGCAGCUAUGAGAAGGACAUGGGACCGACAGGCCUAGAGAGUCUGGUGUUGGAGAGAGCCGGGAUCACAGCCUGGCAGCUGCAAAUGCUCGUGAAAAGAAACCCAAGACUGAAAGAUCUGCGACUGAGAACAUGCAAGGCCAUCCAACUGGAGUUUUUGAAUUGGCUAGGAGGGAUUGAGAAAGACCCCAACGAGGGACCUAACAACGACUCAGAAGAUGCCCCUGGUUCAUCGCUACAAGUGCUGUGGCUCGAGAACUCUGAUGAAAUAUCUGCGGAGAGAAUAGAUGCGAGUGAGAAAGUAGUCGGCCUUGAAUGGAUGGUAGGGAUGAAGAGUUUGAAGUCCCUGUCUUUUCGUGAUUGUCGACGAAUAAACGCCGACAUCAUUGAGAAGGCAAACAAGGAAAUCUGGCAUAUCCCCGAGGUCUUCUUACCCUAUCCCCUUGGGCCGUCCGGAGGUGGUGAGGGAACUAUCGAAGUUGACCCUGCUUAUAUGUGA
This is a messenger RNA of Paecilomyces variotii, 1194 nucleotides long. Its product is annotated as F-box domain protein. The transcript has 2 exons. Bases 1 to 1194 code for a protein of 397 amino acids. Gene Ontology annotation, molecular function: protein binding. The record is from RefSeq and is a predicted model, not a curated record. NCBI's taxonomy places the organism in Eukaryota, Fungi, Ascomycota, Eurotiomycetes, Eurotiales, Thermoascaceae.